CUCGAGGGGGGCUCGAGGGGGGCCCAUGGCGCAGGGAGGAGGGGGGGCGGGGAGGCGGCCCCGCGUGCUGCUGGGAGCCACCGGCAGCGUGGCGUCGGUGAAGCUGCCGCAGCUGGUGGCUCGCAUCCUCGAACUUCCACAGCAGCCGGAGGUGCGUGUGGUGUGCACGGAGCACGCGAAGCACUUCUUCGCAGCCGAGUCGCUGCCCGUCCCCGUCUACAGCGACGCCGACGAGUGGCAGACAUGGAGGCGUCUGGGUGACCCGGUGCUCCACGUGGAGCUGCGCCGCUGGGCCGACCUCCUGCUGCUCGCGCCGCUCGACGCCAACUCGCUCGCCAAGGUGGCCGGCGGUCUCUGCGACAACCUGCUGAUGUGUGUGGUGCGAGCCUGGGACCGAGAUCGCCCGCUGCUCUUCUGCCCGGCGAUGAACACGCACAUGUGGGAUCACCCGCUCACGGGCGCCCACACGCGCACGCUGCGCCAGCUCGGCUACGAGGAGGUGGCGUGCGUGAGCAAGACCCUCGCAUGCGGAGACACGGGUCUGGGUGCCAUGGCGGAGGUGGACACGAUUGUGCGGGCAGUGCAGACUCACCUGAGAGCCUCCCUCACCACACCUGAGCCCAGCUCCACACCGGAACAUGGGUCUGCACAGGAACCUGGGUCUACACUGGAACCUGGAUCCAUACAGGGACCUAGGCCUACACAGGAACCUGGACCUACACAGGAACCUGGACCUACACAGGAACCCAGCUCCACACAGGGACCCAGGUCUACACAGGAACCUGGGCCUACACAGGAACUUGGGUCUACACAGGAACCUGGCUCUACACAGGAACCUGGACCUACACAGGAACCCAGCUCCACACAGGAACCCAGCUCCACACAGGGACCCAGGUCUACACAGGAACCUGGGUCUACACUGGAACCUGGAUCCAUACAGGGACCUGGGCCUACACAGGAACCUGGGCCUACACAGGAACCCAGCUCCACACGGGAACCUGGGUCUACACAGGAACCAGGGUCUACACAGGAACCCAGCUCCACACAGGAACCUGGAUCCAUCCAUGAUUCUGUAUCCAAUACCUGAACUGCUUAUAACCGAAGAUUGCUUAUAUCUUAAAAUUUUAACUGAUUAGGGAUGAAACCUCGGAUCCGCGUGGCAAAGACCCAACACUUCAUCUUCACGCAGCAGUCCCCUUCGUCAACACGGCAUUGUUUAAUUAAUAAACCAGCCAUUACAGAAGGCGGCAGCC
Messenger RNA from Lethenteron reissneri (Far Eastern brook lamprey), 1253 nucleotides. Its product is annotated as phosphopantothenoylcysteine decarboxylase-like. Gene Ontology annotation, cellular component: phosphopantothenoylcysteine decarboxylase complex. Gene Ontology annotation, biological process: coenzyme A biosynthetic process. The record is from RefSeq and is a predicted model, not a curated record. NCBI's taxonomy places the organism in Eukaryota, Metazoa, Chordata, Hyperoartia, Petromyzontiformes, Petromyzontidae. Gene Ontology annotation, molecular function: FMN binding; phosphopantothenoylcysteine decarboxylase activity.